UUAUUCUUUUACUGAGAUUAUUAGAAAACAUGGCGGAAAGCGAGCUGAACGUAGACAGCAUCAUCUCUCGAUUGCUUGAAGUGCGGGGAUGUCGUCCAGGGAAGAUCGUUCAGAUGACCGAGGCGGAGGUGAGGGGGCUGUGCAUCAAGUCUAGGGAGAUCUUCCUCAGCCAGCCCAUCCUGCUGGAACUGGAGGCUCCUCUGAAGAUCUGUGGCGACAUCCACGGCCAGUACACAGACCUGCUGAGGCUGUUUGAGUAUGGAGGCUUUCCCCCUGAGGCUAACUACCUGUUCCUGGGGGACUACGUGGACCGGGGAAAGCAGUCCCUGGAGACCAUCUGUCUCCUGCUGGCCUACAAGAUCAAAUACCCCGAGAACUUCUUCCUGCUGAGGGGGAACCACGAGUGUGCCUCCAUCAACCGCAUCUACGGCUUCUACGACGAGUGCAAGCGCAGGUUCAACAUCAAGCUGUGGAAGACCUUCACGGACUGCUUCAACUGUCUGCCCAUCGCCGCCAUCAUCGACGAGAAGAUCUUCUGCUGUCACGGAGGUCUGUCCCCUGACCUACAGUCCAUGGAGCAGAUCCGCCGGAUCAUGAGACCCACUGAUGUUCCUGACACAGGCCUGCUGUGCGACCUGCUGUGGUCCGACCCCGACAAGGACGUGCAGGGCUGGGGAGAGAACGACCGCGGGGUCUCCUUCACGUUCGGGGCCGACGUUGUCAGCAAGUUCCUCAACCGGCACGACCUGGACCUCAUCUGCAGAGCCCACCAGGUGGUUGAGGACGGGUAUGAGUUCUUUGCCAAAAGACAACUGGUGACAUUGUUCUCCGCCCCCAACUACUGUGGGGAGUUUGACAACGCUGGAGGCAUGAUGAGUGUGGACGAAUCGCUCAUGUGCUCCUUUCAGAUCUUGAAGCCGUCAGAGAAAAAGGCAAAGUACCAGUACGGAGGGGUGAACUCUGGACGCCCGGUCACUCCACCCCGUACUGCCCAAGCCCCCAAGAAGAGUUGAUGUAAACAUAGCAGAUGACAUCAUCAUAGCAAGGUUGUGCACACGCUCACCAAGCGCAGUGGAAGGCAGAGAUGGCACUGGCAUUAAACAGUGCGCCACCUACUGGUACAUGUUUGUAAGAACGCCCAAGAGGUUGAGGAAGAAUGGACAAGUGACUGAUCCAAAUAUCAUAUGUAAACAUGGGUGUUCAUGCUAUAAGAUGACACUGUGCAUCAGUGUCAUUUUCAUCCAACUAAUGAACAUUUAUAGGAAUAUUCUAAUGAUUUAAAAACAAAUGUAGAUUUUGAUUAAAAUCUUGCCUUUUUCCUUGUUAAUCUGUUGGUCUAUUCAAGUUGGAAACUGUAAGUGUCUAAAGAUUUGUACAAGUGUUUCAGAUCCUUUGAAUGAAAUAAACAGAAGAGUGAUGUUGAUGUUG
This is a messenger RNA of Hypomesus transpacificus, 1428 nucleotides long. RefSeq names its product serine/threonine-protein phosphatase PP1-beta catalytic subunit-like. The record is from RefSeq and is a predicted model, not a curated record. The transcript has 9 exons. Gene Ontology annotation, cellular component: nucleus; cytoplasm. Gene Ontology annotation, molecular function: protein serine/threonine phosphatase activity. Gene Ontology annotation, biological process: circadian regulation of gene expression; regulation of circadian rhythm. NCBI's taxonomy places the organism in Eukaryota, Metazoa, Chordata, Actinopteri, Osmeriformes, Osmeridae. The coding region runs from base 30 to 1013 and encodes 327 amino acids.